This is a messenger RNA of Ogataea parapolymorpha DL-1, 813 nucleotides long. RefSeq lists its product as uncharacterized. NCBI's taxonomy places the organism in Eukaryota, Fungi, Ascomycota, Pichiomycetes, Pichiales, Pichiaceae. Bases 1 to 813 code for a protein of 270 amino acids. The transcript has a single exon. Gene Ontology annotation, cellular component: membrane. The record is from RefSeq and is a predicted model, not a curated record.
AUGCUUGGAAGAUUUAUCGUCUUAUCAUUGACCGCUUAUAGAGCUUAUUCUCAUAAGUCGCUUAGCAAGUCAGGGAUCCUCAUCGCGAUUAUUACGGGAAUUAUUCAUGCUUUAGCGGAUUCCGCGCUUGAAUUGACCUUACUGGUGACCUUCUUUGUGGUCGGAUCUCAGGCUACUAAAUAUAAACAUGACCUGAAAUCAAAAUACACCAAGGUACUGGGGAAUGGUUCUGACGACACAACACGCUCUUACGUCCAAGUGCUGUCUAAUAGUUUCGUGGCGACACUUCUAAUUCUGGGUUCUUUGUUGACCCUGAUUCCCACGAGAUUCGCCAAAGUAGGAACAAUAGUCAAUUAUUGUGCUGUCACCGCGGAUACUUUGAGCUCAGAAAUAGGCAUCUUGUCCCAAGAGACGCCUGUUCUUUGCUACAAUUGGUCCGCGCAUGUCCCCCGGGGCACGAACGGUGCUAUAUCCAGGCUGGGUUUGUGGGCUGGGUUCUGUGGAAGUUUCCUGAUCGCUCUUGUUUCAGCCGCAUUCUUGAAGUUUGGAUUGAAACGACUAAUCCUCUUCACCGUGUCUGGAGUCAUUGGCUCGCUCAUUGACUCAUUGCUUGGCGCUUUUUGCCAACUCAGUCUGCUGGACUCAGACCUUCAAGUUGUCGUUGAGGGUGCACAAGGUGAAAGGUUGGCCAAAGACUUGCCUGGAACCAAGCCGAUCAGUGGUGCGGAUUUGCUCAGCAAUAAUGCCGUUAAUUUGCUAAUGAGCGCUAUCACUACAUUCUUGUUCGCCUUUCUUAUUGAUUAUCUACAUUAA